Molecule: messenger RNA, 1365 nt
Organism: Nicrophorus vespilloides
Lineage: Eukaryota; Metazoa; Arthropoda; Insecta; Coleoptera; Silphidae
Product: ephrin-B2-like
Biological process (GO): ephrin receptor signaling pathway; axon guidance
Cellular component (GO): plasma membrane
Molecular function (GO): ephrin receptor binding
Source: RefSeq, a predicted model, not a curated record
UACCGUCGUUGCCGUCGUCACCUUUAAGGACCACCAUCACCUCUUCGAAUCUUAAGGACUAUUUCGAACUCAUCUCCCCCUCGUGAUCCUCCAGGACAAGUGUCGUCCGCGUGUGUCGUACUGUAACAGUACCAUCAAAACCCGAGAGUACCCUGUGAAAUGUUAUUUACCAUGGCCGUGCUAAUCAAAAGGUGCGGGAUUAUUUUGCCCGGAUUCAAAGCCACUUCCUCCUGUUUGACCGUCGUCCUCCUCAUCUGUUUGGAAACCGUGCUCCUGUGCACCGAGUCCACCUGCUCCAAAUCGUUCCACGUCCACUGGAAUACCACCAACAGCAUAUUUCGCAUAGAUAAUACCGACCACAUAAUCGACGUGAACAAAGGAAACGUCCAGUUCGAAUACGACCAGGUCAACAUCAUCUGCCCGGUCUACACGCCGGGCACCUUCGACGAGGACGCCGAGAAGUACAUCAUCUAUAACGUGUCCAAGGAGGAGUACGAGACCUGCAGGAUAACUAAUCCGAAUCCUCGCAUCAUCGCCAUCUGCGACAAGCCGCAUAAGCUGAUGUACUUCACGAUCACCUUCAGACCGUUCACGCCGCAGCCCGGCGGCCUGGAGUUCCAGCCAGGAAAGGACUAUUACUUCAUUUCUACUUCCUCUAAGGAGGACCUCCAUCGACGGAUUGGUGGUCGCUGCGACACGAACAACAUGAAGAUCGUGUUCAAGGUGUGCUGCGCCCCGGAGACCGGGAGUAACACCACCUCUAAAGCGGGCACAUCAACCACUGCCAUUAAUUGGCCCGUACGACCCUCAACUCGACCUACAACCACCACUACAACAACUCAGAUCGCUCGAACAGAAUCCACAUCCACUCGUAAACCUACAAAGAAAAUUGUCGAAUACGAGAAACAUCCCAACGAGGUGGUCAAGAAUGAGGAGUUGACCUAUUCCAAGGGAGUCUUGCUCUCGGCUGCCCCAUCCAGCUUCUUCAUCGUCGCUGUGUGUAUAGCAGUCAUUAGAUGGCGGUGAGCAAGAAACAGGGGACCGCCCCAGCAAUCUGCCAUCCAAUAUGUCGACACUUAUUUGUAAAAUAAUGUAAAUUAAUUUAUCGACGUCCGUCUCUAAACAAGUUUCCAAGUGACAUUUUUUUGUAUGAUUUUUCGAUUGUGUUAGUGAGUGCGUUUAGCGAACUUUGGCGGUCAACCCCUAUCCCCAAACCCCCCUAUGUUCUCUACAACAAGAAGCAAUGAAGAGGAAGAAGAAAAACAAGCAACCCCUCCCCCUUAAACAAACGCGCCCCGAAUUGCCCCCAGGCCCAAACACCUCCUCAAGCAAAAGAAAAAUUGAGAUGAAAAUAUAUAAAUUAUA